Phyllopteryx taeniolatus (common seadragon) is the source of this 693-nucleotide messenger RNA. It is a transcript of the gene cdx1a, whose product is annotated as caudal type homeobox 1a. The transcript is spliced from 3 exons. Lineage: Eukaryota; Metazoa; Chordata; Actinopteri; Syngnathiformes; Syngnathidae. Gene Ontology annotation, molecular function: DNA-binding transcription factor activity, RNA polymerase II-specific; RNA polymerase II transcription regulatory region sequence-specific DNA binding. Bases 1 to 693 code for a protein of 230 amino acids. Gene Ontology annotation, cellular component: nucleus. The record is from RefSeq and is a predicted model, not a curated record. Gene Ontology annotation, biological process: regulation of transcription by RNA polymerase II; cell differentiation; anterior/posterior axis specification.
AUGUAUCCUAACUCCCAGCCGGCCAGACUCCCGGCCCAGACGCUGCCUAUCAACAGUCAGUACGUGGUGCCAACGUAUGAAUUCACAGCUUACCAUCACAUGCCGGGAGUCGCCGACCCAUCCGGAAGUGUCUGGAAUCCGGUUUACCGCGAGGAAUACCCGUUCACCUUCCCUGCUUCGAACCCCGGCGCCGGGCAUAUGAAUUUCAACUCAGCAGAACUGAGCGACAUGCCCACUAUCCCUGGAGGAGGAGGCCUCAACCCCUACAAUCUUUUCUCCAGUCAGGACCCUUUUUGCUCCCGGAGGAGACCCCAUGAGCCCAUCAAGGUGCUCGCACCCGCAGGAGGAAAGACUCGCACAAAGGACAAAUACAGGGUUGUGUACACGGACCACCAGCGCCAGCAGCUGGAGACUGAGUUUCAGUUCAACCGCUACAUCACAAUGAGGCGCAAGUCUGAGCUGUCAAUGACACUGAACCUCUCCGAAAGACAGGUGAAGAUCUGGUUUCAGAACAGACGUGCCAAAGAAAGGAAGAUAAACAAGAAGAAGCUGCAAGAUUCCCAGCAGCCCUCCACGUCCACCUCCACCCCACCUGUGCCCACUGGAUCCAGUGAUGGCCACAACGCAUCAAGCCCAAGCAGCAUCGUUCCAUCCAGUGCUUUAUCAGAAGGAUACAAGAUGGAGUUCAUAUGA